CUUCCUUGCGCAGGCUAGUGUCGGCUGUCGCUAUAGCUGUAAUAAUUUGUAAACAUGUGAAGCUACCCUGUCAUGGACUCGGGGACAGACAGUGCUAGUUUGUUUACAAUAAACAUUCUGUAACUGAGGGCGAAAAGGUAGUGGGAAAUGGAAGUAACUGACUCAGUGAAGAUGGAGGGAUUUGAAUUUACAGCAGUGAAGAAUGAACGAGUUGAGGAUAUGGAAGCUGUUGAACCAGUAGCAUUCCAGGGAAUUGAUGAUGUGGAAGUGAAAGAAGAGAAAUUUGAAGAUGUCUCUGAACCUGAUACUGCAGAUGUGGAACAGGCACCAGAAACAGGCCACCCAUUGGAGAUGCUCCAAAUUGAAAUCAAAGAGGACGAAGCACAUGGGCCAAAAGAAAAAGUGUUAAACAAUGCAUGGGUACUGCAGAGAGCUUCUGGAAAGUGUAUUGAUAAAUCAAGGGAAGGUCUUACAAAUUCAAGUGGCGUUAUCAGUGUUGACAGUUUGCAACCAUCAGCCUACAUCUGCAAACGCUGUGGCGAGAUAUUUCCUGAUGCAAUAAGCUUGAGAAAGCAUUCUUUGAAUGAUAAAAGGAGACCAUUUCUGUCAGCCGGAGUGGAGACAUUCAAAAGCAUAGCAUUGGAGUGGUGGUUUUGUGAAAUAUGUCAAAAAAGAUUCAAAUCAAAAGAAUUCCUUACAGUACACCUGUCAGAACAUGCUACAGAAAUUGAGACAACUGCCUCAUCUGUGAGUGAAGAUGCUGAGGCUGAAGAACGCAAAUGUCAGCAGGUAAAACCACGCCCAUACAAGUGUGAAGUGUGUGGAAAAUCUUUCACUGAAUCAUUCAGAUUGGCAAGACAUGCAAAUUCACACUCGGGUGUGCAUCCAUAUAAAUGCAAUGUGUGUGGUAAAUCUUUCAGACAGUUAUGCCAUAUGAAGCGACAUGAACUUAUACACACUGGGGAACUACCAUAUAGUUGUGAUGUCUGCGGCAAAUCAUACAAUAGAUCUGACCGACUUGAGAGUCACAAACGCACACACACAGGGGAAGUGCCUUACUGCUGUGAAUUCUGUGGUAAAGGUUUUAAAGACCCUUGCAAUCUCAAGAGGCACAAACGUCAGCACACUGGAGAAAGACCAUACAGUUGUGAUAUCUGUGGAAGAACUUUCACUGUGUCUAUUCGUAUGAAGGAACACAGGAAAAUUCAUGAAAAAAAGAAAGUGUAUACUUGUGAUGACUGUGGUGGAACUUUUACAGAAUCUCGUGCUUUAACUGUGGUGAGACGUGAUGGAGAGAGAAAACGAAGUUGUGAAGUUUGUCGUAAACGGAGUGGUAAAUUUAGGAGACGUAGGCGAACAGGAAUGAUAGGACCAUUACCAACAUUUGACUGUGAAAAUUGUGGUAAAUCUUUUGAUAGGUUAAGUGGGUUGGAAAGACAUAAACGAAUGCAUACAGGAGAACGUCCCUUUGGUUGUGAACAUUGUGGCAGGGCUUUUACUCAGGCUAGAGGUUUGAAGAGUCACAUAUGUACUGAUACAGAAGGGCCUCCAUACAUCUGUCAAAUUUGUGGUAAAAGUUUUGACAUAUCCAGCAGUCUUAAGAAACACAACGCAAAGAAACACAAAAUGUAGUAUGUUUUUGAUACUUGUUCUAAGUUGUGAAUUUUUAAGCAGUAGUACAAAUAGUGGUGAAUCUAUGUUAUUGUGAAAUCAGCUUGUGAUAUGACUCUGAUUCUGCCGCCAUAUCCAUCUUGUGGUCUCCAUACUGACAGUUGGAGGAAUUCUGUAAGCGUCAGAAACUGAAAGAGCCCACCAAUAAAAAGAUUGGUGCUCUACAUUUGUGUUAACAUGCAAUAUUGUUCUUAGCUGUAAAAAGAAGUUGGUGGUAUACAGUCCACAGGGAUUGUGUUGCUUCAGUCUAUUAUGGUGGACCAGGAGAGGUGCUUGCAUUAACUUCUACAUUUUUGGGUCUUCAGAUAAUAAUAAAGUAAAACCUGUAAUUGAUCAAAAUGAUAGCUAACAUUAUAAACAUGUCUUAAAACAAAGUGUUUUAAUAAAGUGUAUGUUAUGGAAAAUUAUGCUGCAACUGGUUCAACAUAUUUGGAGAUAAAUUCUCACACUUUACACCAAAGUGCUGUCAGAUUUUUAAAAGAGGUUUCACUUUUGGUACUCUGUUUUAAGAUUUGUCAGUUGUAUAAACAGAAGGAUGAUUUGAUUUGAUUUAUUUUACUUUAUUAAUCCGUGAAACAAUUUACAUUGUAUGGAUUUCGUCAUUGAAUAAUAGACAAUUUAACAGUUUAAUUUGUUUCUUACACAAUAGUUGACAGUGAAAUUUUCUUAUAAUCUAAUUUACAUUUUUCAGGCUUCCUUUUUUAAUUCAAGUACUCCAUUACUGUAUAGUAACUUUCAUUUUGUGAAAAAUUUUUUAGUUUUUCUGUGAAGGAGGAGAUUGUCUCUAUGUCUUUUAUGUUUUGUGGUAAUUUAUUAUAUAAUUUGAUGACAUUGGACAGUAGACUCUGUUGCAUUUUAUCUUUAUUUUUUUCUAUCUAGAUGUAAAUUAUUGCAGUUCCUAGUUUUGUAACCAUGUACAGAACCAUUGUUAACAUAGUAUCCAAUAUUUUUUUAAUGUAUAUAACAUUCUGAAAAAUAUAUUCACAUGGGACAAUUAAGAUUUCCAGCAUUUUAAAAAGUUCAAGGCAGUGAGCCGUGUUGCCACUCUUGGUCAUUACACAUACUGCUCUUUUCUGCAAACUGAAUAUAGCUUUGAAAUUUUUCCUGUUCACUGCCUAGAAUAUUAUCCCAUAACUAAUAACAGAUUGGAUAUACAUCUACAUUUACAUCCGUACCCCUGACAGUGUGUGGUGGAGGGUACUUUGAGUACCUCUGUCGGUUCUCCUUUCUGUUUCAG
Molecule: messenger RNA, 2908 nt
Organism: Schistocerca gregaria
Lineage: Eukaryota; Metazoa; Arthropoda; Insecta; Orthoptera; Acrididae
Product: zinc finger protein 436-like
Exons: 6
Coding region: 148-1632 (494 amino acids)
Biological process (GO): regulation of transcription by RNA polymerase II
Molecular function (GO): protein binding; RNA polymerase II cis-regulatory region sequence-specific DNA binding; DNA-binding transcription factor activity
Source: RefSeq, a predicted model, not a curated record